Metarhizium brunneum ARSEF 3297 is the source of this 753-nucleotide messenger RNA. It is a transcript of the gene PSF2, whose product is annotated as DNA replication complex GINS protein. The record is from RefSeq and is a predicted model, not a curated record. Gene Ontology annotation, cellular component: GINS complex; nucleus. Gene Ontology annotation, biological process: DNA replication; double-strand break repair via break-induced replication. NCBI's taxonomy places the organism in Eukaryota, Fungi, Ascomycota, Sordariomycetes, Hypocreales, Clavicipitaceae.
AUGGCCCUGCGUCUGCCCCCGGGACUGGUUCCCUCCGAGGUAGCCUUUCUAUGUGAAAUGGAGCUCGUGACUGUUGUUCCGAGACAGCGGUUAGAGAGCAUCCAUCUCCUCGCGGGCCAAACGCCUCAGCUGCGUCCACCCAGAAGAAGCAAUCUCCCGCUCUGGCUCGCGCUGCUGCUCAAAAAACAACGCCGCGCCAACAUCGUGCCGCCGCCGUGGAUGCAUCCCGACUCCCUCCGCGACGUCAUCCACCACGAAACCAAGGUCGACACCAAAGGAUGGGCUCCACCGCCUCCGCCGCGCUCACGCGCCGAUUCUCUGGGAAACGCUACACGCAUAAACGCCUUCUCUGGCAAGGAGACCAUUCUCUCUCCGCCGUUUCUACCGUCGUGUACGGCCGACGCGCCGUCUGGGGCUUUGCCCUAUCACUGGUUUGAGUUGGCAGAGAUGCUGCUCGCCCACGCAGGCGAUGAUAUUGCUUCGGCGUCGGAAGUGCGGUCGUUACUGAGGGACCUGCAGGAGGUUCGGGCGGCCAAGAUGAGGAGCAGUACGGCGCAGCUGGAGAGUGGUGUUGAUGGAGUGAUGAGCCUGAGGGGCGUGGGGGCCAUGGAGCUGGCCGAGAGCAGGGGAUUUGUUACGGGCGUAGUGGAGGGUGUGAGGACGAUUGGGGCAAGUGCUGAGGCCAUGAGGCGAGAGGAAGAAGAGCAGGGACGGGAUGAUGGAGAGGAAAGCGACGACGAUAUGGGAUUAUGA